GCAAAAGUAAAAAUAUGGGGUGCAAAAUUGUUUUAUCUCUUGACAUGGGGUUUAAGUGAUCGAUAUGACUAUUAUUAGACAAUACAUAUGCUAGGGGGGGAAAUCAUCACCAUCACUCCAGCCGUACUCGUCUAUAUGAUCACGUUCUAAUCGACAAGAAAAAAAAAACAACAGUUGUUUACCAUGUUUGUUCAACCAAGUUUUCACCGAAAAAUCAAAUUCGCAUUUCCAGUAUUGUUCUUCCGCUGACAAAUUCUUCAGAGGUGAAGUUAAUAGCAAUGAAUCAGUUCCCUUUACCUGCUCCUCCGUUAAUAAACUCCAAUGGAUCAUGUUAGCUAUAACCACUAAUACCUGUUCAAGUGUUGGGCGAGUGAAUACAAACAUAAAAAUACAAGUCCUGAAUUCCUAACUUGAUUUUGUUCCUGGGUUGACGUAGGAUUGGGUAUCCAAACCCCGGCCUAGUUCUGUGACUUGCUACUUGCACAGUUGCACUGGAUUAUAUUAUCGUAAAACGUUGAUGCUUAUCUGUUCAGUUAAUCAGAUCUUUUGUAAAAAAAAAAAAGACAGUGGCUAGCUUCUAACUUCUAAGAUAUUUCAGCUCCCUAAUGCACAUUGUGAGCAGCUAGAUAGAUAGGUACAGGCGAAAUUUUUUUAUUAAAUAAACUUUUUAGCAAGUAAUUUUAUUACUAAACUAUCAGACAAAAUUUUUUCCAAACUAAUCCUUUGACCACACCAGUGUUAGUAGCGUGACAACACAACACUGCCACGCAGCAUGGUCAGCGUGGUGUGGCGUGGCAGUCAGUGGCAUGCCAAGACAAUGCUGCCAUGACAAGCUGUUUCGUCACGCUAAUAUUAAUGGCGUAGCUAAAAGGUUUAUACGGUGGAAAUAUGUUCCUCAUAGGUUUAGUAAUAAAAUUAUUUAUUAAAAAUGUUUAAAAAAUAAAAAAAAUUCGGUACAGGCACAGGUCUUCUUAGUUCAAACUGUAUCAUAUCCUAAGAAAACUUAUUAGUACCCCAAUAAUCCUCCCGAUCAUUUUGUACAAAGUUGCAAACUUUGCAAUAAGAAAUUGAAGGCAAUGUUGAUUAAGGAGCUAGCAGACAAUCUCUUCAUUCAUACUUUUGUGGGAUUAGAACCUGACUUUUUGGUUGGACUGAUCGAAGAGGACAAAUCCUUGUAUUAUGAAUCUCUCAUGUGCAAGUGCAACCAGAAAAGCCCAAAUCUUAGUGGGACUCUUUUGGUUUUGUUUUCCAAUCUUAGUUGAAUUCAGAUUAGACAAUCAUGCAAAAUACAAAUUCUUCUUCUUGAACAUAUGGCAAAUGUCAUUUUACAAUGGAAUCAAGCUAAUUCCAUUUUCACUAUAUGAUAAUUACAUAACUAUAUUUUUCUGUCUUUAGAAGACACUAGAAAGUACCUAUAAAAAUAGCAAGAUAUCUUAACGACAACGACAAUGAAACAUACAUGUAAUCCUAGUAAAACCGUGCAUGGCCAACCGUUCCAACCAUGUCAGCCACCCAAUAAAUAUUUUAGAUGGCGUUCCGUUGACACAAUGGCUCACAUUCCGGUAACUCACGGUGUACGCAUAGCAGAUUUGGCCCCCACUUUAUUAGUUUAAUCACGUACGUACGUGCGACUUAGCGUGCUACUUAAUCCCACCUAAAAUCCGCUCACACGAAACAUCUCUGAAAUCCUCAGGUGACGCCGACGCGAUUGUCGUCCAUGUCCACGCCGGCGCCGGCGAGGCUCUGACGAGUAGGCCAUGCGCGAGUCUGUCGAGGACGCCGUCCACCACGCCGUCGUCGCCGUCGCCGCCGCGGCGCUCGUGGCGCUGGCCGUCGCGCUGUUCCUGCUCUGGCGCAAGAAGCGCGUGGCGAGGGCGCGCGGUGGCGCCGCCGGCGGUGGUGAUGGCGAUGGCGACGACGGUGCGGCUGUCGCGGUCGCGGUGGCGCAGGCGCUGCCGGUGAUCCCGCUUGCUGAUGUCGAGCGCGCCACUGACGGGUUCCACCCGAGGCGGGUGAUCGGGCAGGGGAGGCACUUCACCGUCUACGAGGCGGCGCCGGGGCUCGCCGCCAAGCGCAUGCGGCCGCACCUCGUGCUUGGGGAGCCCGGCGGGCGCCGCUUCCCCGCCGCGGUCCGGUCGCUCGCCGUGCCGCCGCACCCCAACCUCGCCGGCAUCGUCGCCCUCUCCGAGGGCCCUGGGGAGCGCGUCCUCAUCGUCGAGCGGGCGUCCCCCGGGUCGGUCGGUCUCGACGCCCUCCUGCACGGUGCCGGGCCACCGCACAAGCCGCUGCCAUCGUGGCCGGAGCGCGCCGCGGUCGCCGCCGGCGCGGCGCGCGGGCUGGCGCACCUGCACGAGCACGGCGUGGCGCACGGCCGCGUGCGUCCACGCAACGUGCUCGUCGACCCGGCCAUCGCGGCGCGAGGCCCCUACGACGUCAGGGUCACCGACUACGGCCUGUCCACCUUCCUCCACGAUGGUGACGACGGCGACGGCGACGGCCGCCUCGACGCCCGCGCGGAGAACGACGUCUACAUGUUCGGCGCGGUGCUGCUCCAGCUCCUCACCGGCCGGCAAUGGGACGGCGGCCGUCUGGCGCACUGGGCGCUCCCACUGAUACGCACACGCCCGCCGGCGCUGGCCGAGGUGCUCGACCAGCGCGCCGGCGAACCAGCCGACAAGGCGGAGUCCCGUCUGCUCGCGAGGACGGCCAGGGUGGCGUUGGCGUGCGUCGCAAACGACGGGCGCAGCCGUCCAAGAAUGGCAGAGGUGUCGGCCAUCCUCGACGACGUGGAGGCAGCCUACCGGCGCAGCGACAGCACGCCGAAGGGCGAGGAGAACGGCGGCGAGGAGCGGUUCAGUGGGUGCCUUCUCGGGCGGAGCCGGAGCACGCGCAGGUCGGCGACGCUGCUCCGGCUUCCCGUGUGACAACAGUGAUACUCCAUUAGCUCACUGUUCAUCCAUUCAUGGUUAAUUAAUUGGAUUCUUUGGCGUGUCAAGUGAUCAACUCAUUAAUUAGCUCCUUUCAAAAAAAAACUCAUUAAUUAGCUAGGAUAGCCGUAGGAAUUACAGAACGUUCUUGCUUGGUAGAACAUGGGCAUACUUUUGCGUAAAAAAUCAUCUUUUGU
Molecule: messenger RNA, 3124 nt
Organism: Oryza brachyantha (malo sina)
Lineage: Eukaryota; Viridiplantae; Streptophyta; Magnoliopsida; Poales; Poaceae
Product: probable receptor-like protein kinase At2g47060
Exons: 1
Coding region: 1758-2924 (388 amino acids)
Biological process (GO): protein phosphorylation
Cellular component (GO): plasma membrane
Molecular function (GO): ATP binding; protein kinase activity
Source: RefSeq, a predicted model, not a curated record